GAAAUGCACGGGUCUAACUAGGAGGCUUUAUUCUCGCACCUCCUUUUAAAAAAAUCACGCUAUAUGUCCUCUUCCCGCAUAUUUUAACCACCACUCUCUCAAAACACACACACACUCACACUCACACUCCCGAUCGCCGCCGCGCAAUGCUGCCGUACACCACCUUGGCCGCCGCCGAGGCCUCCCUCGGCCGGGCCCUCACAUACCCAGAAGCCCUUUGGUUGAAAUACUCAGCCACCAAAUCUGAUUACUUUCUCUACUGCCACAACCUCAUCUUUCUCUUCCUUGUCUUCACUGUUGUGCCUCUUUACUAUGUGGGUCUUGAGAUCGUGUUCAAGAACAUUCAGGUGUAUAAAAUCCAGCCCAAGAUUAAGUUCAGUUACUCCGAGGUUUUCGGGUGUUAUAAGGAGGUUAUGAGGAUGUUUAUUCUUGUUGUGGGUCCUCUUCAGCUGGUUUCCUACCCUUCAAUUCAGAUGAUUGGAAUAAGGACAAGCUUACCUUUGCCGUCGAUUUACGAGAUUAUAGCUCAAUUGACUGUUUAUUUUAUCGUUGAGGAUUAUACAAAUUACUGGAUUCAUAGGUUUCUGCAUACUGAAUGGGGUCUGUAUGAAAAAAUCCAUAAGGUGCACCAUGAAUAUACUGCUCCUAUAUCAUAUGCUGCGCCGUAUGCACAUUGGGCUGAGGUUUUGAUUUUGGGGAUUCCAUCAUUUCUUGGGCCCGCAAUGGCUCCAGGUCAUAUGAUUACCUUUUGGUUAUGGAUUGCAUUGAGGCAGGUUGAGGCUAUUGAGACUCAUAGCGGGUAUGAGAUCCCUUGGACUCUGACAAAAUAUAUUCCGUUUUAUGGUGGGGCAGACUACCAUGAUUAUCAUCACUACGUCGGUGGGCAAAGCCAGAGCAACUUUGCUUCAGUGUUCACUUACUGUGACUACAUCUAUGGAACUGACAAGGGUUACCGGUGUCAAAAGAGACUCCUUCGCCAGUUGAAAGAGGGAAUGAAAAGCAACAGUGAACAAAAUCAAGUUCCAGACAGCACCUCGCCUCCAGAUUUCAAAUUUGACUAGUUCCUAGGACUUCUGAAUCCUUCCAGAAGAUAUUGAUGUCAGUGGUAUGCUACUCAAGAGUGGCAGACUCGGUUAAAUGUAGCUUCUAGCUGUGACAUCAAAUGUAGUUUCAUGGCACAAAUUUAGUACCAUUAUUGGUCUGUGGGACUGAAGUAAAUAUUCUUUUUCUUCCUUGUCUGUUUUGAAAUUGUAAUGUGCCGUUUUGGAAAAGAACUUGAAGUUUGGAUAUGCAAUGUUGCAGCUUGAAAUCUAAAGUUAUAUGUUUCUCGUG
Messenger RNA from Daucus carota subsp. sativus, 1332 nucleotides. RefSeq names its product methylsterol monooxygenase 1-1. The transcript has 5 exons. Gene Ontology annotation, cellular component: endoplasmic reticulum membrane. Gene Ontology annotation, biological process: sterol biosynthetic process. Gene Ontology annotation, molecular function: iron ion binding; C-4 methylsterol oxidase activity. Lineage: Eukaryota; Viridiplantae; Streptophyta; Magnoliopsida; Apiales; Apiaceae. Bases 147 to 1061 code for a protein of 304 amino acids. The record is from RefSeq and is a predicted model, not a curated record.